CAUAUAGACACCGCGUGCACACAUCACUGGCUACGACGUCUGUCCACAUCUCGCUGCUAUUAAAUCAGAUAAUGUAAAAAAGUUCGACUUGUACGAGGAUUAACAAAACAGAAGACAACAAGAAAAAACAACUCGGGAUAUUAUUCAAAUUCUGAUAGAUGGAUUCCUACGUGGUGUGUAGAGUGGUGGCAUUGUGUACGAUGUUAAUCCUGUUUCUCCCGGUAUCAGCUGCACAGAUAGAUCCCACUGGUGAUAAUAUAUGCCGUGAUCCUAUAACAAGGGGUUACCGUUGUUGUGAUGGGUUCUAUCCACAGGGAUCUCUGUGUGUAGAGUGUGACGAUAACUGGUACGGCCCUGAGUGUGCUCUAACUUGUCAAUGUUACAAUGGUGCCGCUUGCCACCACGUGACAGGAAGAUGUUCUUGCUCUGGUUUUUGGGGUGGCCCACACUGCACGGAGUGUAAAAGACAGCUGUACUCUAGCUACUGCCACCCACGGUGCAUGCACUACAUCAAUGUCACAGUCCUCGCCUUUGACCUAGACAUCAAUGUCACAGUCCUCGCCUUUGACCUAGACAUCAAUGUCACAGUCCUCGCCUUUGACCUAGACAUCAAUGUCACAGUCCUCGCUUUUGACCUAGACAUCAAUGUCACAGUCCUCGCCUUUGACCUAGACAUCUAUGUCACAGUCCUCGCCUUUGACCUAGACAUCAAUGUCACAGUCCUCGCCUUUGACCUAGACAUCAAUGUCAGUCCUCGCCUUUGA
Molecule: messenger RNA, 764 nt
Organism: Saccoglossus kowalevskii
Lineage: Eukaryota; Metazoa; Hemichordata; Enteropneusta; Harrimaniidae
Molecular function (GO): scavenger receptor activity
Source: RefSeq, a predicted model, not a curated record